This is a messenger RNA of Maylandia zebra (zebra mbuna), 1279 nucleotides long. RefSeq names its product sodium/potassium transporting ATPase interacting 5 (gene nkain5). Lineage: Eukaryota; Metazoa; Chordata; Actinopteri; Cichliformes; Cichlidae. The record is from RefSeq and is a predicted model, not a curated record. Gene Ontology annotation, biological process: regulation of sodium ion transport.
GGUCUGGUUGUUGUGUUUGAGCGGAUUAAAAAAAAAUCCUUAUUAUCCACAUCCGCAUCCCCACAACCACCAUCAUCAAACCAGCGGAGGCAGGGAGCAGAAGAAGAAGAUGGGGUGCUGCUCGGCGCGAUGCAUGUUGAUCCUCCUGUGCUGUUUGCAGCUGAUUACAGUGCUGGAGAGGCAGGUGUUUGACUUUCUGGGCUACCAGUGGGCUCCCAUCAUGAUCAACUUUUUUCACAUCAUCAUGGUCAUCCUCGGCCUGUUUGGUGCAGUCCAGUACAGAUCACGCUACGUUAUAAUGUACCUGCUGUGGACGUUGUUGUGGGUUGGCUGGAAUGUCUUUGUGAGCUGUCUCUACCUGGAUUUGGGAGGGCUUUCAAAGGAUGGUGAUAUUCUGUCCUUCGGUGUAUCCUCACAUCAUUCCUGGUGGAAGGAGAAUGGGCCGGGAUGUGAAAGCGAGAGACUUCCCUCUGCUGGAUGGAAGAACCAGCAAAAUCCAGAGCUUACCACAGUGCUGAGCUGCUGGCUGGAAUACCAGUACAUAGAAAUCCUGCACUGCAUCAUCCAGCUCCUCGUAUCACUCCCGGGAUUUGUUUACGCCUGCUAUGUGGCCAGCACAUUUUCAGAAGAGGAUGACAGCUUUAACUUCAUUGGUGAGUUUCACCAUCCAUCCAAACCCUCUAAGUUGCUUUUCUAGUGUUACAAUCCAUUGAUUAUAAAUAAAAAAAAGUGAAAAGCUGAGAAGGAACUAAGAAGAAGAUCAAACAACUCUGCAGAGUCUGAUAGUGCGUCAUCUCUGACAUGGUCAAUAACACUCACACAGAGAUGCCGAAUCUCACUGUGUACAUUUCUCACACUGUGGCCUGAUUCAAAAGAGGAGUCUCCAGUCUAUUGCAUGUUGAUAUUUUCUAGUUUUAUCCAGUAGUAACGCUACCUCUCAGCAUGUAUGUGAAAGACUGUUUGUAGGUUCGGCUGUCUGACAGAAUACUGUGGUUCUAAAUUUGUACAUAUGCAGCUGGUGUUCUUUCUGAUGUUUCAUAAAAUGUACAAAUUAUUAUUAUGUGUAAUUUCAAUUAGAAGAAGGGAGGACCCCAACGUGUAUAAUGUGUGUCAUCAGUCAGUGGAAUAAACUGUGUCUACAAUUUGCCUUAUAGUGGAUUACUGCUAAUGUUCAUCUAAUGUUUAUUCAUUCAUAUACAGUUUUACCUCCAUUAGUGAAAUGUAAGUACAUUUACUCAAGUACUGUACAUUACUUAAGAUUACAUUUCUUUGUGUGCAA